UAGAUGUUCUUGUGUGCAGUCUGUGGUGAUGAAGCCAGCCCGCGGGUCCGGAAGGGCCUCCACACGGGGCCCCAAACACCCCGCAGAGAAGAAGACCAGCAGGCCUCACAAGCCGCCGGCCGGAGCUGAAGGCCCACACGCGGAGCCGCCGAGGACCGGCCGCGGUAAAGCCUCAGCGAUGGUUGUUAAGAGUAAAAAUCAGGGAAGUUGGAAGCCGAUGAGCAAGUCCUCCUUACUGGCUGUGGAGAAAAUGCUGGGUUUGUCCAUUCUAUCUGCUCUGGCAUUGAAAAACAGAGAAAAAGAAGAAUCGCAGAUGCAUCUCAACCGGAUCAAAGAUCGGUUCCUGGCCAAGUGUGCGCAGCUUCCUGUUCCCACAAGUAAACAUGGAGACCUCAUGCGCGUGUCCCAUCAGUUCAAAGCUGAGAGUAAUAAAUCCCAACACGGCAAGAAGACGCUCGAGUCUCUAGAGGAGAACAUGCGCUCGGUGGUCAGCACUCUUGAGGAGAUGGAGGUGAAGAUGGAUCGUUUGGAGGAGCAAUGCAGGAUUAUGAGAAGCAAACUCGAGGAUGAAGAGGAAAAAGCACAGGAGUUUCUCCAGCUGUCGGAGCAAACGGUCCUGCGUGUCCCUGCCGUAUCGCCUCGCUCCGCCAAUGAGCCGACGCUACAGGAGCAGCUCAUGAAGAUCGUUCCCAAUCCUCCGGCAGUGGUGCGAGCUCUUCAGGCGGUUCCGGUCCUCGGGGACGCAAGGGCUUUUCUGGAGCUAGCACAUGAACAGGUGGACUCAGUACAAGCCCGUAAUGACAAAACCCCGGCCUGA
Molecule: messenger RNA, 817 nt
Organism: Rhinichthys klamathensis goyatoka
Lineage: Eukaryota; Metazoa; Chordata; Actinopteri; Cypriniformes; Leuciscidae
Gene: cenpq
Product: centromere protein Q
Exons: 8
Coding region: 29-817 (262 amino acids)
Source: RefSeq, a predicted model, not a curated record